This is a messenger RNA of Adineta ricciae, 948 nucleotides long. The record is from the annotation of a GenBank genome assembly. NCBI's taxonomy places the organism in Eukaryota, Metazoa, Rotifera, Eurotatoria, Adinetida, Adinetidae.
AUGCCUCUCAAGAGAUUUUUGGUUCAUCGUCAAAGCGGUAGACAAUUUCGUCUCAAUGGGAUUCAUCGAUCAAGACGCUUGCCUGGAAAACAUCAUUUACGACAGAACUUUAGUGAUCAUGUAAAAUAUAGUGCGGAUCAACUUCCACCGAGUGUUGAUUUUCGACCAAAUAUGCCACCUGUUGAAGAUCAAUCACAAAUUGGAAGUUGUACGGCAAACAGUCUUGCUGGUGCAUACGAAUAUAUCAUCAAGAAGUCGGAGGGUAAUGACAUAGCUGUCAGCCGUCUUUUCAUCUAUUAUAAUGAACGUGCUAAGGAAAAUCCAUCAAAUAUAACUGACUCCGGUGCUACACUAACAGAUGGCAUUGAGACGAUAGAAGAAUUCGGAGUUUGUCUCGAAUCUUUUUGGCCAUAUGAUAUUUCACAGGUAAAUACAAAGCCAAGUGAUGAAGCUUAUCAAGAAGCAGUAGGUCACAAAAUCACCAACGCUCUCCAAGUGAAUCGCGACCUGAAUGAAAUGAAAUCAUGUCUGGCACAAGGGUUUCCAUUUGCCUUCGGAUUACAAUUGUAUCCAUCAUUUAAUAAGGCAACAACGGGAGGUGUUGUACGCAUGCCAAGUUCUGAUGAACUCAGCGGACAACCAUUGGGAGGUCAUGCACUUCUAGCAGUUGGAUAUAGUGAUCAAUCGCAAUCAUUUAUUGUUCGAAAUUCGUGGGGACAAGACUGGGGUGAUCAAGGAUAUUGCUAUAUUCCAUACGAUUAUAUGACCAAUACUGAAUAUUGUUAUGAUGCAUGGACUAUUCGUACUUUGAGUACCGAUGAUUUUGGUCAAGAUGAAUGGAAUAAUGACGAUUCAGUCGAUUAUCGGCAGUCUAACGACAAUGAUGAUGACAAUGAUGAUGAUAAUGACAAUCCAAUCGAAGAGCACAGUUCAGACGAUGGCAACUAA